CUAACUUAUUCAACUCAAACAUAAAUAAUUAAAAAAAAAAAAAAAAAAAGUUCCCCAAGUCAUCUUCUCCUAUCCUCCUUCCUUCCCCACUAAAUCUUAGAAGAAAAAAAAUGGGUUCUCUUCCUGAGACCAAUGGUAAUGCAGUCGUGGGGAGGACAACCGUGCAUCGUUUGAUCGCGGAGGAAGGAUCGGUGUUGAUGCCGGGUAUCCAAGACGCUUUCUCUGCCGCCAUUUGUGCCAAAACCGGCUUCAAAGCUUGCUUUGUCUCCGGUUUUGGUGUUUCCGCUGCCCUCCUCGGCUUGCCUGACUUUGGCUUGCUUACGACCGCAGAAGUUGUAGGAGUUGUCCGUAGAAUGACUGCUGCUGCUCCAAGUUUGUGUGUCGUUGUUGAUGGAGACACCGGAGGUGGUGGCCCUCUCAAUGUGCAAAGAUUCAUCAAAGACUUGAUUGCAGCCGGUGCUAAGGGUGUUUUCCUAGAGGAUCAAGUAUGGCCAAAAAAGUGUGGUCAUAUGCGUGGUAAGAGUGUUGUACCUGCAGAAGAGCAUGCACUUAAAAUUGCAGCAGCAAGAGAAGCUAUUGGUGAAUCUGAUUUCUUCUUGGUAGCAAGAACUGAUGCUAGAGCACCACACGGUCUUCAAGAAGCAAUUAGACGUGCCAACCUUUACAGAGAGGCCGGAGCUGAUGCAACCUUCGUUGAGGCACCUGCAAACAUCGAUGAGCUUAACGAGGUUGUCAAGGGUACAAAAGGUUUGAGAAUCGCUAACAUGAUUGAAGGUGGAAAGACCCCAUUACAUACACCAGCAGAGUUCAAGGAGAUGGGAUUCCACUUGAUUGCUCAUUCACUAUCAACAAUCUAUGCUACAACCAAAGCUUUGGUUGGAAUCAUGAAGGUUCUUAAGGAAAAGGGUACCACUAGGGAUGACUUGGACAAGAUGGUUACUUUCUCUGAAUUUAAUGACAUGAUUAGCUUGGAAUCAUGGUAUGAAAUGGAAUCAAAGUUCAAGAACUUCACCCCAAAAUCUUUGGAAUCCUAAGACUUUUUACCUAUCUUGGCAUGUUUAGCUCGACAUAUACAAGAGUUGAAAUUAAAGACAUGCAUGUUUGUGCAAUUGAGUUUUGUAAGAUUAUGAAAUUAGUUUAAUAUUUGUUUGAGAAAAUAAUAAUUUUGCAUAUUGAGUAAUGUUGUAAGUUUAUUUAAAACCUGUUUUGAGAGCCUGCAAGGUGUAGAUGCUUGUAAUCUCAUCAAUAUUAGUAAUCAAAUAUAAUUCGAAGCUAUUUUUUCUA
Molecule: messenger RNA, 1284 nt
Organism: Chenopodium quinoa (quinoa)
Lineage: Eukaryota; Viridiplantae; Streptophyta; Magnoliopsida; Caryophyllales; Amaranthaceae
Product: petal death protein-like
Exons: 6
Coding region: 111-1034 (307 amino acids)
Molecular function (GO): catalytic activity
Source: RefSeq, a predicted model, not a curated record